AUGUUCCGGGCGGCCCCCCUGCAGGCUCCUGGCCCCUCCAGGGCGCAUCCGCGGGCCCAUGGACGCUGCGCGGCAGUCCGGCGUCGGCGUUGCGGCUCCUCCGAUCGCCGGGCAUCGUGGUGGCUGGCAUUGAACCUGCAAGGGUGCAGAGCCAAGGCAGGAUCCGAUGUGAAUGGCCUGGCUGCCGGGACAGAAGAGCAGGGAGAAGAGGCAGAUGCGGUGGUGAGGCCUGAAUCCCGGUCCGAGGCUACGCAGCCAGCAGCCACACACAGUGAAGCUUCCCCUUCUGGGGCUGCUGUUGUGACUGCGUCCGCAAAUGGGGCAACAAGCUCCCCCAGUCAGGGCUCGACGAGUGAGGGGCAUGAGGCAUGGCUGAGAGCCAUACCAAAGCCCGUCAUGGCCUUCUGGUCUGACAACCCAUCCAUGCAGUUACUGCACUGGUCACGAGCGGUGCUGCAGAAACAGUUCCUGCCGGUCGUCUUUCUAACUUUGCUCAACUCGGCAACUCGUUUCGGCCUGGUGUGGGUGCUUUACCAAAUACUUGCGCUGGGAGCUGUACACAUCUUUGGCGUGCCACCUUCCAUGAUUCCCAAGGCACUAAUGCCCACUGCCGAGAGCCCUGGCGAUCCUGGAGUGUACUCGAGACUUGCUGAUGCUACCUUCCUGCUGUUCAAGCCACUGGACUUCUUGUUGAAGGGACUGUUCCUGGCAGCCACCCUGGUCCUCUGUCGUGAGGCUGCUGAGGCAGCAGUGCUGGACGGCCAUAGCCAAAAUGGCACUGGUGGGCCUGCUCGCCUGGCAGCAUCAGGCACGCAACCAAAGGAGCAGAAGUGGUGGGCAAGGGUAUGGAGUGCGGGUCAUCGUGGCCUUGGGGCCAUCAGGAAUGUCGCUCCCAUUGCUGUGCCUGUCACAGCUGUGCACAUCGUCGUGGGCGCCUUCACAGCCCUAUACCAGGGCUGUUGCCUGCUGUUGCUCCCCAUCGUCUUUGCCAUGAGACGACUGUUGAACAUCCAACUGGCGCUUACAGCUGCUGUGUUCGAAGGCGAGACAUUUAAGACGGCCCUGGACCGCUCCAAACAGCUUGUGGAGCCCCUGCGGCCUGGCCUCUACCUUCCUUUCAUCUUCCUCUUUGCCACUCCAAAGAUCUUGGGCAUGUUGCGGGAUUUGGUGAUUCAAACGGUGCCGGAGAGGCUCUUCGCGGAAGUCCCCGAGCUCACCUGGUCACUGGUUGCUGUCCUGACAGUGGCUGCAUUCCUCCUCGACAGGAUGAAUGAAGUUCUGCCUGUUGUGGUGUACACUAUGGCCAAGCGGUGCGAGGACGAAACGAAGUCGUGA
Ostreobium quekettii is the source of this 1335-nucleotide messenger RNA. The record is from the annotation of a GenBank genome assembly. Lineage: Eukaryota; Viridiplantae; Chlorophyta; Ulvophyceae; Bryopsidales; Ostreobiaceae.